ACACUACGCAUGCGCAACAUAAUUCUAUUAAAAUAACAUUAGCCUGUAGGUGCUAAACAGAACAUUGACAUGUAUAGUGUUUGUAACCUACUUUAAAAAGGGGCAGUGGGAUUUUUAAUUGUUUUCUGAAAAUAACCAGACGGUUUAGGGUUAAUCUCGUUUGGUCCUCCAACACCCCGGAAACAACAAUCUGACAGGGACUUCAUUUCGUCUGGCAUUGAAAGAGGGUCCUUACAUAAAGGCACAAUGCCUGACCUUUGGCAGGAUGCCAUGGACCAUGCUGUGACACUGGCCAGGAAAGCAGGAAAGAUUGUAAGGGAUGCUUUGCAGAAUGACAUGAAGAUCAUGUGCAAAAGCUCUUCUGUCGACCUGGUCACUAAAACAGACCAGAAUGUGGAGCAACUUAUUAUUACGUCAGUGAAGGAGAAGUUUCCUGAACACAGUUUCAUUGGUGAGGAGUCCGUGGCUGCAGGAGAACCUUGUGUUUUGACUGAAAACCCAACAUGGAUUGUUGACCCUGUGGAUGGGACCACUAACUUUGUGCAUGGAUAUCCAUUUGUUGCUAUAUCCAUUGGCUUUGCUGUCAACAAAAUGUUAGAGUUUGGUGUGGUUUAUAGCUGCAUAGAAGACAAGAUGUACACGGCGCGAAAAGGGAAGGGUGCAUUUUGCAACGGACAGCCUCUGCAAGUGUCGGACCAAAAAGAGAUUAACCAGUCAAUCAUCGCUACAGAGUUUGGCUCUAAUAGAGACCCUGAUGCCGUUGAUAAGAUUUUCUCUAGCAUGAGGAAAAUCUUAUGCCUGCCAGUUCAUGGGAUACGUGGCGUUGGAUCUGCUGCCAUCAACAUGUGCUUGGUAGCAUCUGGUUGUGUGGAGGCCUAUUAUGAGAUUGGGAUCCACUGUUGGGAUGUGGCGGCUGCGGCAGUCAUAGUCUCAGAGGCAGGAGGAGUUCUCAUGGAUGUUGAAGGUGGCCCGAUGGAUCUGAUGUCUAGAAGAGUUUUGGCAGCUAAUAACAACAUAAUUGGAGAAAGAAUCGUUAACGAGAUUGAGGCUUUUUCGGCUGUUAGAGAUGAUGCACCUGUAAACCCUACCAAAUAAACCUGGUUUUAAAGAAAAUCUUCUGUGCUAUUGAAGUCUGGUGUUGAAAAAUGCAUUAUAGUUAUGUUUAAAGCUGUGUGUAAACGGUAAAUUACAAAUGACAAGCAUUUUCCCGUGUUGAGCUACUGUAAAUCAAUGUUCAUUGUCAUUAGUAUAUAUUUACAGCUUUUAAUAGUAAUAUUGUUUAUUUUAUACACAAGUUCAAUAAACAAGGAGUUAAUCAUGAAUAACUUGA
Molecule: messenger RNA, 1330 nt
Organism: Carassius carassius (crucian carp)
Lineage: Eukaryota; Metazoa; Chordata; Actinopteri; Cypriniformes; Cyprinidae
Product: inositol monophosphatase 1-like
Exons: 9
Coding region: 247-1095 (282 amino acids)
Biological process (GO): signal transduction; phosphatidylinositol phosphate biosynthetic process; inositol metabolic process
Molecular function (GO): inositol monophosphate 1-phosphatase activity
Source: RefSeq, a predicted model, not a curated record